AAUCAUCUACUACACCACCAAAAGUGUGGAGGACGUAAUGAAUCGUUGUCUUGGAACUUCCCUGGUAAAUAAUGAGCAAUACCCUCUAUAACCAUUGUACCAAGUUACUUCAGUCGAUACAGAAGGAUCUGGACGAAUUUGAGCGUGGUGUUGAAGAUGAAAACAACACGAUAUCUUUAGCGGGUAUCCAAGGUCAAAUAUCAGCAUCCUUUCUUUCACUGAAUCGUUCUAUUGAGGAUUAUAAUAGUAUGGUGAAACGGGAACUGAUACCUGCAAAGAAAAAUAAAGCUACAGUGCGUGUUCAAGAAUUUUACCAAAAGCAUUCCCAGCUAUCAGAGCAUUUUGAGCGACUAAAGGCCCAGGUCCGUGAUGCUGCCCAUGCGAAAAACAGAAGGGAGUUAUUUGGUAGAAGAGGGUAUCCGUCUGCAACUCCCGAUAACCCAUAUGGUGAAAACGGAAUGACAGAUGCUGAAUUAGUUGAGAAUGGUCCACCUAAUCUCACUAGACAGGAAGGCCUUUUGCAUGAAAAUGAUUUUUUAGGAAGAGCUGAGUCUCAAAUUGAUGAGUAUUUAGAACGCGGUCGCUUGCUACUUGGUGACUUGGUUGAGCAGAAAACAAUUUUGAAGUCGACAAAGAAGAAAGUGCUAGAUGUAGCAAAUACACUGGGAAUCAGCAGGACGACGCUUUCAGCUAUAAACAGGCGCUCAAGACAGGAUAAAGUCAUAUUCUAUUCAGGUGCUGCUUUCGUCUUUUUCUGUUUUUAUUUAAUUGUUCGCUGGCUACGAUAGUUCCCGUUUUGAAAUUGCCUUCUGGUCGUCUUUAAUGUCCUUCUAGCAAUACAAUGAGUUAUAUUCUGCUAGAAAACUAUGAGCUUUCUUUGACAUUUGUUCUUCCAAACGUUCUUCUAUUCCACCCAUAGUAUCAAAGAAAAGAUUUCCUCUUCUCUACCCAUUCUCAAGUAAUAAACUUUUGUUAAGUUCUCCCGUUCUUUGAAUUUUCCUUCUCCUUCUCUCUAUACUUCCCUUCGGGUGAGUUUUUCUUUUUAAUUAUGUCUGUUCCAAAGAACGUGCCUUCCACUAGCCAGUUGAUUAAAAAACAAUUGA
Schizosaccharomyces octosporus yFS286 is the source of this 1103-nucleotide messenger RNA. Its product is annotated as SNARE Bos1. Gene Ontology annotation, cellular component: Golgi apparatus; endoplasmic reticulum membrane; late endosome membrane. The record is from RefSeq and is a predicted model, not a curated record. Gene Ontology annotation, molecular function: SNAP receptor activity; SNARE binding. The transcript is spliced from 3 exons. The coding region runs from base 72 to 788 and encodes 238 amino acids. NCBI's taxonomy places the organism in Eukaryota, Fungi, Ascomycota, Schizosaccharomycetes, Schizosaccharomycetales, Schizosaccharomycetaceae. Gene Ontology annotation, biological process: vesicle fusion; endoplasmic reticulum to Golgi vesicle-mediated transport.